Molecule: messenger RNA, 3368 nt
Organism: Durio zibethinus
Lineage: Eukaryota; Viridiplantae; Streptophyta; Magnoliopsida; Malvales; Malvaceae
Biological process (GO): positive regulation of transcription by RNA polymerase II
Cellular component (GO): nucleus
Molecular function (GO): histone binding; chromatin binding; RNA polymerase II transcription regulatory region sequence-specific DNA binding
Source: RefSeq, a predicted model, not a curated record
AUCUCUCUUCCUCCUUCCUCGCCCUUUUCCUGUUUUUUUCCCUUAUCAAAGAAACCCCAUAGUCUUUGUUCUACAAUCCGCGAAACAAACAAAACCAAAACAAAACAAAACCCUAAUUUUUUUAACCUUCUUUUCAUUUACUCUUCACGAAAUCCCAAAGACGCUUCAAAAAUUCCUUUUGGCGAUUCAUCUCCAUGCAUGUAUUUCAAAAUCUCUUUUGAUUUGUUUCUGUAAACGAAGUCUCUCUAGGGUUUUUGACUUGAUCUUCGGUUUUGUUUGUUUUUUCUUUUUAUUUAAAUUAUAUGGCGAACGGUACGGAUGCGGAGGAUUUCGUGGUGCUAUCUCAGGUAAGGACUGGUGUGAAGCGUGAAUUCGAGUUUGCUUUGAAGGUUCAAGCAGAGAUCUGCGGGUCGUUGGGGCGGACUCGGUCUACGAAGGCCCAGAAUAAACCGGUUUGGAGCCCAGGUAACAGAAGGAACAAGAAAUUGAAGGAAGAAUCUAAGGUUGAGAAAGAUAAGAGUGAUUCGGAGAAAUCUGUGAUGGUUGUGGAGGAAUCGGUGGAUUUGAUGAGUGAAGAAGAGGCGGAAAGCGAUGUUGUAGAUGUGGAAGAGCCGAAGAGAGAGGUUGUUGGUUGUGAAGAAGAGGAGUCAAAAAGGGUGGAAUUGGAAAAGGAAGAGGAAGUUAAAGAUGGGGUUAUUGAACCAAUGUGUGAAGAUGAGGUUGACAAGGAAGGGAAGGAAAAAGGUGAAGCUGAAAUCACGGUAAUAGGUUCCCAAGAAGAUAAACUGAAGGAGGAAGAUAAGGAAUCGAAAAUGGAUGUCAACAUUAGCGAGAAGGAAAGUGAAUUGGAAAAUGCAACGGAGAAUGUAGAAGAAGAUAAGGGAAAGGUGGAUUUGAUGAUAAAAAGUGAGUCCAGAAAAGGGGAAUUGGGAAUGCCGGUUUUGGUUCGUUGCCAGGAUGAUAGCAAGAUAGAGGAAAUGGUGAAGGAAGAGAAGCCUCUACGGAGGUUUACUCGAUCCUUGUUGAAACCGAAGGUGGAGACAGUGAAGGAAACUUCUGUGAGAAAUGCCGUUGUUGUGGAUGUGAGUAAUGUGAAAAGUGGUGGCCAUGAUAGUGGAGUUGAAAUUGUGGAUAGUCCAAUGAUGCCCGAAACGAAUGUGUCUCCUAAGUUUGUGAGAAGUUUCCCGACAAAGUUAAGGGAUCUUCUCGAUUCAGGUAUGCUUGAAGGAGUAAAUGUGGGGUAUUUACGAAGCUCAAAGGUUACAAGAGCUUCAGGGAGUAAUGGGCUUCGAGGAAUAAUCAGUGGCUCUGGGAUACUGUGUUUUUGCAGUGCUUGCAAGGGGCUUAAAGCUGGUCCCCCGACCUUAUAUGAGAUUCAUGCCAGUAGCUCAAACAAACGUCCAGCAGAGUAUAUUUACCUGGAGAAUGGGCAUACCCUGCGUGAUGUAAUGAAUGCGUGCAAAGAUAAUUCAUUGACCACGUUGGAGAAUGCUCUUCAAACGGUGAUUGGUUCUUCCAUGAAGAAAUCCAGCUUUUGUUUGAACUGCAGAGAGUCUAUUACUGGAGCUGGCUCCGGGAAACCUAUGAUUCUAUGUAAUUCAUGCCUGGAUGUAAAAGAGUCUCAAGAGAGCUCAACUGAGGUGGCUGAUGCUACUUAUAGAACACCCAAACCAACUGUGGUUUCAAAGUCACCUAUCAGUGCUUUGAAAUGCAGCUCAUCACAAACUAAGAGUCAAGGAAGAGUAACUAGAAAGGAUCUACGGAUGCAUAAAUUGGUAUUUGAAGAAAAUGGGUUGCCAGAUGGAGCUGAACUAGGGUAUUUUGUUUGUGGACAGAAAAUGCUUGUUGGUUAUAAAAGGGGAUUUGGAAUACUUUGCACAUGCUGCAAUUCAGAGAUAAGCCCUUCACAGUUUGAAGCUCAUGCUGGUUGGGCAACUCGUCGCAAGCCUUUUCAACACAUUUACACAUCAAAUGGAGUAUCUCUCCAUGAAUUGUCAAUAUCCCUGUUGAAAAAUCGGAAGGUCUCUACAAAUGAGAAUGAUGACCUAUGUAGCAUCUGUUUGGAUGGAGGGAAUCUAUUGUGUUGCGAUACAUGUCCAAGGGCUUUUCACAAAGAGUGUGUUUCUCUACCAAGCAUUCCAACCGGUACUUGGCACUGUAGAUAUUGCCAGAAUACCUUCCAAAAGGAAAAGUUUGUGGAACAUAAUGCCAAUGCUCUAGCUGCUGGAAGAGUUGCUGGAAUAGAUCCUAUAGAACAGAUAACAAAAAGAUGCAUUCGUAUUAUCAAAACUCCAGAGACAGAGGUUCUUAGCGUGUGUGUGCUAUGCAGAGGUCAUGCUUUUAGCAAGUCAGGAUUUGGUCCUCGUACUGUUAUACUUUGUGAUCAGUGUGAGAGAGAGUAUCAUGUGGGCUGUCUGAGGGAUCAUCACAUGGAUGACCUUAAGGAGUUGCCAAAAGGAAAGUGGUUUUGUUGCACAGAUUGCAAUAGAAUUCAUUCUGCUUUACAGAAAUUGAUUGUUCGUGGGGAAGAGAAGCUUCCUGACUCGUCUCUGCUUGUUGUAAAGAAGAAGCAUGCUGACAAUAGUUUGGAAAGCAAGGCCAAUCUUGAUAUAAGAUGGAGGGUUCUCAGUGGUAAAAUGACAUCAUCUGAUAACACUAGAGUAUUGCUUUCGAAGGCUGUUGCAAUCUUUCAUGACCGCUUUGAUCCUAUAAGUGAUUCUGGAUCAAGUAAAGGCGAUCUCAUCCCAUCAAUGGUUUACGGGAGAACUGUCAAAGGCCAAGAUUUUGGUGGCAUGUACUGUGCAAUAUUAACGGUCAAUCAAGUGGUUGUGUCAGCUGGUAUUUUUAGGAUUUUUGGGAAGGAAGUCGCUGAAAUUCCCUUAGUUGCAACAAGUACUGAAUGUCAAGGGCAGGGUUAUUUCCAAUGCCUUUUCACAUGCCUUGAGAAGCUGCUUGGCUUCCUAAAAGUGAAAAACCUUGUGCUUCCAGCAGCUGAUGAAGCGGAAUCCAUCUGGACAAAGAAAUUCGGAUUCAGCAAGAUAACCCAGGAGGAGCUGAACAAAUAUAAAAGAGACUACCAAAUGAUGAUCUUCCAGGGUACAUCAAUACUGCAGAAGCCAGUCCCAGGAAUUCGAUUGGUUAGUAGUAAAUCAGAGAAUGAAUGACUAAUGUCAUUGCAGUGUUGAGAUGGGGCAUAUGAAAUUUUGAGCAUGGAGAAGCUAGUUUUUGAAAUAGACUUUUCCUACUAAAUGUACACAGGGUUGCUUUUCUUUUAUCUGUUUGUACAGGAAAUACAAGUCAAUUAAAUACUGCAUUUUUUUCUUUUCGGGUUUGUAGUACAGAAACGAAAAGCAAAAAAAAAAAAAAAG